GCUGUUUUGGGCUCAAUUUGAAUGACCACCGAAAGGAAAACAAGUUACCCAAAAUUCGAGCGAAACCCUUGUUCCCCUUCCAAACCAGAGAAGAUAAUAGAAGUCCCAGCGCAGCGUGCACCUCUUCAAAUGGAAGACGACGACGAUUCCCCUCCCCUCGCCGUUCCCAUCCCCAAGCCGCUGGAAACUUUCAAUGAUUCCCACAAUCCCACCGGAAGCCACGCCCAAUCCCCCGUCGGCGUCACCGUCAUCACCGGCUACCUCGGCGCCGGCAAGUCCACGCUGAUAAAUUACAUACUGAAUGGGAAGCAUGGGAAGAAGAUAGCUGUGAUAUUGAAUGAGUUUGGGGAGGAGAUCGGAGUGGAGAGGGCGAUGAUCAACGAGGGAGAAGGUGGAGCUACGGUCGAGGAGUGGGUGGAGCUCGCUAAUGGAUGUGUUUGUUGUACUGUUAAGCACAGUCUUGUUCAGGCACUGGAGCAGCUUGUACAGAGGAAAGAGAGGCUUGAUCAUAUAUUGCUGGAGACAACAGGUCUUGCUGAUCCUGCUCCCCUAGCUUCUAUUCUUUGGCUGGAUGAUCAGUUGGAAUCAGCAGUUCGACUGGACUCUAUUAUCACUGUUGUCGAUGCCAAAAAUAUCCAUAUGCAGCUUGAGGGGUAUCAGAGUUCUUCUUCAUUUCCUGAAGCAUUUCUUCAAAUUGCAUUUGCGGAUGUAGUAAUCCUUAACAAGGUUGACUUGAUUCCACAAGAGAAUUGUGGAAUUCUUAACUCGAAUGCGCUGCAGGACUUGGAAAAGGCAAUCCAUGAUAUUAACUCUCUUGCAAUUGUUAUUCCAUCGAUUUGUUGCCAAGUCGACCUGCACAAAAUUUUGGAUUGUCAGGCCUAUGGUGCUAAGCAUCUUGCUUACCUUGAAAACCUAUUGCAAGAAAGUAAAGCUGUACCUAUCAAGAACCGUCACGAUUAUAGUGUACAAACCUUGUGUAUUUCUGAACAGCAACCCGUUGAUUUGAGUAAGGUUCGCUUAUGGAUUGAAGAUCUUAUUUGGGAAAAGCGUUCUAACAUGGAUGUAUAUCGAUGUAAAGGAAUCCUCUCUGUCCUUAACUCUGAUCAACUUCAUACUUUACAGGCAGUAAAAGAGUUAUAUGAGAUUGAACCAGCUCGCAAAUGGAAUCAGAUGGAAAACCAGACGAGCAAGAUUGUAUUCAUAGGUCAUAAUCUGGAUGAGACAAUUCUUCGUGAUUCGUUCAAGUCUUGCACAUUACAAAUCUAGUGCAUUUGUCUGUUUCACUCUUCUAUACUUAUGGUGCAAAAAUACCAAAAGCACGAGGAGGUCCUUAUUCUUCAUUUAUUGUGUGAAAUUUCAUUCCCAAAUCAAUACUGUGAGAUGCAAGGUUUGGUUGAGCACAAUUCUGUCAGCGUAUUAAAUAUUUGCAUUUGUGCUGGACAUGAAUCAGGGAAAUGCAAAUAUUUAAUGGAAUAUCGGCAGAUCUUCUCAUCAUUUGAUGGAGAGGAAGUGAGUGCAAUAAAUGUACACUUGUCUGCAGAUGAUAUGUUGAGAUUUUAUACUUGCGUUGUAGUGAUUUACCCUAGUUCAGCUUAUUCGUACCACUGUUUGCCUGAUAUUUAUCCUGUACUAUGUAUUAUAAUAUGCAGCACUGGAGGACCUUUGAACCUUAAAUUUUAUCUUUGAUGGUAUGUAGUAUAAGAUUGUUUUCAUAGUAGUUUUCCUGCA
Molecule: messenger RNA, 1728 nt
Organism: Asparagus officinalis (garden asparagus)
Lineage: Eukaryota; Viridiplantae; Streptophyta; Magnoliopsida; Asparagales; Asparagaceae
Product: COBW domain-containing protein 1
Exons: 10
Coding region: 22-1266 (414 amino acids)
Cellular component (GO): cytoplasm
Source: RefSeq, a predicted model, not a curated record